Molecule: messenger RNA, 3863 nt
Organism: Pollicipes pollicipes
Lineage: Eukaryota; Metazoa; Arthropoda; Thecostraca; Pollicipedomorpha; Pollicipedidae
Gene: Actn
Product: alpha actinin
Exons: 14
Coding region: 101-2755 (884 amino acids)
Molecular function (GO): calcium ion binding; protein binding
Source: RefSeq, a predicted model, not a curated record
CACCACCGAUGCGGUUGAGGGUGCGCGUGCCGGUCCCGUUUGACUGUGAGUUGUUUCGUUAAUAGGUAGAGAACAAAAAAGAUGUACAACGACGACGAAAAUGGAUUACAUGGAACAGGAAGAUGAGUGGGAGAGAGAAGGCCUCUUGGAUCCUGCCUGGGAGAAGCAGCAGAAAAAAACAUUCACCGCCUGGUGCAACUCCCACCUGCGGAAGGCUGGCACCUCGAUCGAGAACAUCGAGGAAGACUUCCGGAACGGUCUGAAGCUGAUGCUGCUGCUCGAGGUCAUCUCGGGCGAGACGCUCGCCAAGCCCGACCGCGGCAAGAUGCGCUUCCACAAGAUCGCCAACGUCAACAAGGCUCUCGACUUCAUCGCCAGCAAGGGCGUCAAGCUGGUCUCCAUCGGCGCGGAGGAGAUCGUCGAUGGUAACCUGAAGAUGACGCUGGGCAUGAUCUGGACCAUCAUCCUGCGCUUCGCCAUCCAGGACAUCUCGGUGGAGGAGAUGACGGCCAAGGAGGGCCUGCUGCUCUGGUGCCAGCGCAAGACGGCGCCCUACAAGAACGUCAACGUGCAGAACUUCCACACGAGCUUCAAGGACGGCCUGGCGUUCUGCGCCCUCAUCCACCGGCACCGGCCCGACCUCAUCGACUACGACAAACUCUCCAAGGACAACCCGAUGGAGAAUCUGAUGACCGCCUUCGACGUGGCCGAAAAGCACCUCGACAUCCCGAAGAUGUUGGACCCCGAAGACCUGAUCAACACGCCCAAACCCGACGAGCGUGCCAUCAUGACCUACGUCUCCUGCUACUAUCACGCCUUCCAGGGCGCCCAGCAGGCUGAAACGGCGUCCAACCGCAUCUGCAAGGUGCUGAAGGUGAAUCAGGACAACGAACGACUGAUGGAGGAGUACGAACGACUGGCCACCGAUCUGCUGGAGUGGAUCCGACGGACGCUGCCCUGGCUGGAGUCGCGGCAGACGGACAACUCGCUGGCCGGCGUGCAGAAGAAGCUGGACGAGUACCGCAACUACCGGCGCAAGCACAAGCCGCCGCGCGUCGAGCAGAAGGCCAAGCUGGAGACCAACUUCAACACGCUGCAGACGAAGCUGCGCCUCUCCAACCGGCCGGCCUACCUGCCCACCGAGGGCAAAACUGUGGGGGACGUGGCGGCGGCGUGGAAGCGCCUCGAGGGCUCCGAGAAGACCUUCGAGGAGUGGCUGCUGACUGAGGUCAUGAGGCUGGAGAGAAUAGACCAUCUGGCCAAGAAGUUCAACCAUAAGGCGGACAUCCACGAGGAAUGGACGCGCGGAAAGGAGGAGAUGCUGCAGAGCCAGGACUUCAGGAACUGCAAGCUCAAUGACCUGAAGGCUCUGAAGAAGAAACACGAGGCGUUCGAGUCGGACCUGGCCGCGCACCAGGAGCGCGUGGAGCAGAUCGCCGCCAUCGCGCAGGAGCUCAACUCUCUCGACUACCACGACGCGGCCACCAUCAACGCCCGCUGCCAGCGCAUCUGCGACCAGUGGGACCGGCUCGGCACGUUCACCACCCAGCGGCGCACGCAGCUGGACGAGACGGAGCGGCUGCUGGAGAAGCUGGACCAGCUGCACCUGGAGUUCGCCAAGCGCGCGGCGCCGUUCAACAACUGGCUGGACGGCGCUCGCGAGGACUUGGUCGACAUGUUCAUCGUGCACACCAUGGAGGAGAUCCAGGGGCUGAUCGAGGCGCACGAGCAGUUCAAGGCCACGCUGGGUGAAGCCGACAAGGAGUACAACUCGGUGGUCAACCUGGUGAAGGAGGUGGAGACGCUGGCGCGUCAGUACCAGAUCCCUGGCGGCCUGGAGAAUCCCUACACGUCGCUCACCGCGAACGUGCUGACGCAGAAGUGGUCGGACGUGCGCCAGAGCCUGGUGCCGCAGCGCGACCAGACGCUGCAGAACGAGAUGCGCCGCCAGCAGAACAACGAGGCGCUGCGUCGUCAGUUCGCCGAGAAGGCCAACCAGGUGGGGCCGUGGAUCGAGCAGCAGAUGGCCUCGGUCGCCGCCAUCGGCAUGGGCGGCCACGGCGCGCUCGAGGAUCAGCUGAUCAAGCUGAAGAACUACGAGCAGGCCGUGUACGCGUACAAGCCGCAGAUCGACGAGCUGGAGCGGAUCCACCAGUCGAUCCAGGAGAGCAUGAUCUUCGAGAACCGCUACACCCAGUACACGAUGGAGGCGCUGCGCAUCGGCUGGGAGCACCUGCUCACGUCCAUCAACAGGAACAUCAACGAAGUGGAGAACCAGAUCCUGACGCGCGACAGCAAGGGCAUCAGCCAGGACCAGCUGAACGAGUUCCGCGCCUCCUUCAACCACUUCGACAAGACGCGCACCGGCCGCCUUAACUGGGACGAGUUCAAGAGCUGCCUGAUCUCGGUGGGCUACAGCCUGGGCAAGGACCGGCAGGGUGAGCUGGACUUCCAGCGCAUCCUGGCCGUGGUGGACCCGAACGCCACGCACCAGGUGCCGUUCGACGCCUUCCUGGACUUCAUGACGCGCGAGUCGACCGACAUGGACACGGCCGAGCAGGUGAUCGAUUCGUUCCGAAUCCUGGCCGCCGACAAGCCGUACAUCCUGCCGGAGGAGCUACGUCGCGAGCUGCCGCCCGACCAGGCCGAGUACUGCAUCCAGCGGAUGGCGCCGUUCACCGGCCCCAACGCGGCGCCGGGCGCGCUCGACUACCUGUCCUUCUCCACUGCGCUGUACGGCGAGUCGGACCUGUAGGUGGUGCCGCAGCCGCCGGCCCGCGGCGGAGCUGUCUGCUCGGGCGCCCACCAGCCCGCUGGUCUGGGGUGUGGGUCGUGAGGCCUCGCGCCGGCUCGCCGGAAGCCCGAGCCCAAACCCAGCCCCGCCCCCGCCCCUGCCCCUGCCCGUCCCCCUCCCCCUCCCCGCCCCGCCCCGCCCCGCGCCAGCGUCCCCGCCCCCGCCUCCGCCUCCGCCUCCGCCUCCGCCUCCGCCUGUGCCCGCGCCGCUCCGCCCCGGGCGAGCCCCGCCCCGCGCCGAGGACGCCGGCCCGGCCGGCGCGGACCCUGGCCGAGAGCUGGACUGUGUGUGACGAACGUUGUUUGCUCGGCCAGACGCGAGCUAACGAGCAGCUGUGUCUUGCCUUAGUUCAUCGUAUCAAUACGUCUAGUCUUUGUUGAUUGAUCAAUGUGUACAUUGGAUGUUUUGUAAAUAACUCGAGAUAAUCUUGGGCGGCGGCGGCGGCGGUGGCGGUGGUGGCCGGGGCGGCGCGCCGUCGGUCGGCGAGGGGUGCGCCGGGCCGCCCAGUUCCCGCAGCGGGAGGGGUCCCCGGCGUCGCUCAGUCCCAGACCGGUGGCCCGGGACCGGAGCCCGCCGUCUGCCGCCCGCCGCCCGCCGCCCACCGCCGGCGCCGGCGCCGACGUCGGCGCCGCCCCUCCACCCGGCUUUCUCUGCCUCCUGUACUGAGCAGUCGCACCCGGCCAGUGGACGGACACCGCCGCGGCCCGGUAGGCGGCGCCACGUGUGCGGCGAUCUGCGCAGAUGGCGCUGCGCUCCGCCGCGACUGGCGAUACGGUAAAAUGCAGGCUUCCUCGCCCAGAUGCGCGGGCGUUCUUCUUCGAGUGUGUGUCGCAGAGCGCAUGAAGAGAGAGGGAGAGCGAGUGAGCGCGUUGGACGAAAGCGCCUUCGGACGGCCAAUAAAUUUUUAUCUAAGUCUAAGCGAGAAAGUGUUACGGAGAGAGACCCUCGCGCGUCGAUGCGCCACCGGCGCGCCCGACACCGGCGCGGCCCCCGCCGUGGACCGCGCAUGCGCGGGGGAUGCUGAGCGAGCGCCUGUUGUCCGGACCUGUAAAUACACGCGCUGCUGGAG